This is a messenger RNA of Copidosoma floridanum, 2288 nucleotides long. RefSeq names its product tyrosine kinase receptor Cad96Ca (gene Cad96Ca). Lineage: Eukaryota; Metazoa; Arthropoda; Insecta; Hymenoptera; Encyrtidae. Gene Ontology annotation, molecular function: calcium ion binding; transmembrane receptor protein tyrosine kinase activity; ATP binding. The record is from RefSeq and is a predicted model, not a curated record. Gene Ontology annotation, cellular component: signaling receptor complex; plasma membrane. Gene Ontology annotation, biological process: cell surface receptor protein tyrosine kinase signaling pathway; protein phosphorylation; homophilic cell-cell adhesion.
UAGUAGAAGACAGAUGCGAGGCUUGGCUGUCGCCGUAGAAUCGGCAAAGUGUGCCGAGUACUCGACUACCUCGGCUGUCGUCGAAUUUGUUGCUGCUAAAGUUGAGUUGCUCGGCAAUGCUUCUCCCAACGAUCGUCGCUCUCACGGCAGCGACUUUCUUUCUAAGAGCCGCAGACUGCGAGUUCGAUGUCAAGACGCCACCAGAGAUCCACCUGACCCGAAGCUGGAUCUUACACGAGGACGAUCCAGUUGGCAAGCUAAUCGAACAUGUAACAGCCAAGAGUUAUGACCUUAAUCAACUUACCUAUAGCCUCGAACCCAGCAACUUCAAAGGUCACGCACGAUCUUGGCCACCACUGCCUUUUCUUAUUGAUAAUACCACCGGAGACAUAUACCUUAACGAGUCACUCAAAGGAAGGGGAGGACAAUCUAUGACAUUAUAUGUCACAGUAUCAGAUGGUGGUGUCCCAGCUAAGGCAGAGGUCAAUGUGAAUAUCCAAAGUUCAGCUGCAUCAGAAUCAGAAAAGUACAGGUCUCAAAUUUUAAAAAACAACCCAUCUAUUGUAUUACGAGAGCCCUCUCUAGCCUUUCGAACUUCUGUACCACCAUCACAAUUUUUUCCACUGCUUUCAACACCACGAACGCCUCCACGAACUCGCUUAAAGCCGGAGACAUCACCAAGUUCCAGUUUAACUACUAAUAUGAGCUUCAAUACUAAUGGUUUCGAUGACAGAUUUGCUGAUACCAUCCAUGGAAUAGAAAAUAAAACUUUUCAGACGAAUAUUACGCUGAUCGAGCCUUCAAGUACAGACCGAGAUCUCACAAUGAUCUUAGUGCCUGUUGCUGCUGUUUGUGUGCUAGUCUUUUGUUUGAGCGUGGUGGCCUGGUCAUCAAGAAAGCACAUUUGUAUGAGCAAAAAGUCCAAGGAACGGAGCAAGGAGCAUGGAUCGAUAAGCAUUUCUACUAUAUCAAAUGAUCCAUUUUUCGAUUUAAAGCGAUGGCAAAAAGUUGAAUCUCAUGGCGGUCGAUACGAGGCAUGGGAAGAAAAAAAGAAACAUGGCAAUCGUUUCAAGCGGGAUGACAAGUGGGAAUUUCCAAGACACAGACUUAAGGUCUUUAACAUAUUGGGUGAGGGUUGUUUUGGCCAAGUGUGGAGAUGCGAGGCCUUGGACAUUGGAGCGGCAUCGGGACCGACCAUAGUAGCAGUAAAGACGCUGAAGGAGAAUGCAAGUGAGCGUGAACGCUUAGAUCUUGCCCAGGAACUUAAGGUAAUGAAGUGCCUUGAUCCACACCCGAACAUCGUGCGCCUGCUGGGCUGUUGUACUGAGCGUGAACCAAUGUUUGUGAUUUUGGAGUAUGUAAGCGGUGGAAAGCUGCAGAGCUUUCUAAGGGCUUCACGCGAGGCUCGUAAUCAAGGCCGUCCUGGACUAACGUCACGAGAUCUCACUAGCUUUGUUUAUCAGGUUGCAAAAGGGAUGGAAUAUCUUGCUUCAAAGGGCAUAAUUCAUCGAGAUCUCGCUGCAAGAAACGUAUUAAUAGAGGAGACUAGAGUCUGUAAAGUAGCGGAUUUUGGUUUCGCUCGAGAUGUGGCAGCUAACCAAAUAUAUGAAAGAAAAUCUGAAGGUCGGCUGCCAAUUAGAUGGAUGGCACCUGAGAGCUUGUACGACAACAUUUUUUCCGUUAAAUCAGACAUAUGGAGUUUUGGUGUUCUAAUCUGGGAAAUUGUGACUCUUGGAUCAACACCCUAUCCAGGACUUGCAGCUGCAGAAGUUAUGCGACGAAUAAAGGACGGUUACAGAUUAGACAGGCCAGAGCACUGUAAACGAGAACUGUACAACAUAAUGUAUUAUUGUUGGGACAAAGAUCCUGCGUGUAGACCCUCCUUUACGGAGCUUGUUAGCCUAGCUGAAGGACUGCUUCUCGACGAAACGGAUUACAUUGAACUUGAUCGAUUUCCUGAUCAUUCCUACUACAAUGUUCUCAAUCUUAGUGGUGAAAAACUGUAAAAACGUGAUUUUUGUUUAUUUGUUUUAUUUUUUUGUUUUUAAUAACUCUCAGAAGACGUGUGUAUAUAAGUUUAAAGUUUACACGGUUGGAUGUUUUAUAUUGUUUUAUAUGGUAACAUUAUUUGUUUUUACCUUCAAGUAGCAAGUAUUUUUGUUUUAUGAAAAAUAAUUCGUAAUAACAUUAUUAAUUUUAGAUAAUCUGUAAAAUCAUGACAGAUAGUGACAUUUAGUACAGUACGAAUUACAAGUUUUUUCAAACUUGGAUACGUAGGAAAGGUUGAA